AUGGCCCCCAACCUGCUUGUUGCCACCCAGACGCUCUUCACUCCCCACAAAUGGUUCUCCCGCAAAUCGUCCGAAAAGUCGGUCCGCCGCAGCGAGCACUGGGCUGACCCGUUGCCCGGUACUUACGAGUACAUCCCUGGCCGCGGAUGGUACCUCACGAGACCCGACGCCACCGACGGCGGUCCUGGAGAACGCCUGGAAAAGCCGCGCCUCGUCAAGUACAGUCGCGUACUCCGCCGGUACCUGUUUGAAAAUGAGUACCAGCGCCGCAAGCUCUCGGGCGAAAUUACCGACUCGCACGGCAAGGUCCGCGAGGUCGGCUUUUUUCAACUGGACGACGGUAUCGCCUGGGUCAACUGCUGGAACCACAAGGGCGAAUUCAUCCCCGGUCCCUAUGAGCGCUGGGUCAUCGACGAGCGCAAUGAGAAGUUCCGCAAGAUGCUGAAAGGCGACGAUCCCGAGUGGCGCAAGAAGAACCACGCCAGCCGCAGGAUGAACGCUCGCAGAAGAGAGUCAGCAGAGAGCGACGAGGACGACAAGAACCGUGUUUACCAGAUCCCCUCCGUCGGCCACUCUCGCCCAGCCUCGACCAUCGACAUGUUCCUCAACUCGCCACCAGUCUCGCGCCCGCCUUCGCCGAGGAGCGUAGUGCCGCGCUCCGAGGGCGCCACCAGGGUCAACUCUGGCGCAAACAGCUGCGCAAACAGCAUCAAGCUCGCAACUCGUCCCAGCAACCUCCGCGAGAACAGCAGCAGCAGCGAGUCCGAGACGCCCGUCAGCGUCGACUCUUCCUCCACGGCCGUCUCCAACAACGAUGGCGCAUAUUCCGUCGCUCAUCAUCAUCAAAGCAUCGCCGCCGCCGUUUCGUCGCGGCUAGAAGAGCAGAAGCUCGCGCAGCAGACUGUGCACUAA
Messenger RNA from Lasiodiplodia theobromae, 912 nucleotides. RefSeq names its product Pyranose 2-oxidase. Lineage: Eukaryota; Fungi; Ascomycota; Dothideomycetes; Botryosphaeriales; Botryosphaeriaceae. The transcript has a single exon. Bases 1 to 912 code for a protein of 303 amino acids. The record is from RefSeq and is a predicted model, not a curated record.